Molecule: messenger RNA, 960 nt
Organism: Triticum turgidum subsp. durum (durum wheat)
Lineage: Eukaryota; Viridiplantae; Streptophyta; Magnoliopsida; Poales; Poaceae
Source: the annotation of a GenBank genome assembly
AUGGCAAGAACUCCAAGACACCGCGACUUAUCAAGCCGGCGACUUAGGUCAUCUCCUCUUGAUGCACCUUCCCACUACCAGAAAGCAACAAGGGCAGCCAAGGAAAAUAAAUUGAAGUUAACCUCGGAGAAAAAGGAUUGGAAACAUGCCACUUGCCCAAUAUGCUUGGAGCGUCCACAUGAUGCUGUCCUCCUGCUGUGUUCUUCACAUACCAAAGGUUGUCGACCAUACAUGUGUGGAACCAACUAUCACCAGUCUAAUUGUCUCGAACAGUUUAAAAAUGCUUAUGUGAAGGAGAAACCGGCAAAUGAAGUAUCAAUUGCAGUGGCAGCAGCUAGCAAGAAGCCAAAGGAUGUGGAGCUUGCUUGCCCUAUCUGCCGUGGGGAAGUGAAAGGCUGGACAGUGGUUGAACCAGCCCGGCAAUUUCUCAAUCGCAAGAAGAGAACUUGCAUUCAUGAAGACUGCUCAUUCAUUGGAUCAUAUAAGAAACUCUGCAAGCAUGUGAAGGCCAGACAUCCUUCAUCAAAACCUCGUGAAGUUGACCCGGCACGUUUGGCUGAAUGGAAGGAGCUUGAAAGUGCAAAGGAGAGGCAGGAUGCAAUCAGCAUAGUCACAGGCUUGAAUCCAGGAUCCAUGAUUAUUGGGGACUAUCUUAUUGACCCCAAUAGUGGCAGCAGCGAUUCUUUCAUGGAUAACUCUGAUUGGAGUGAUGACUCUGACUCUUACACGUUUCCUGAUGGUGGUGAUAUUAUGUUUUCUGGAGCUCCUGAUAUCCGAUCAUUACGAAGAGUGGUUCGCAGAGCUUACAGGACAAGUGGGGCAAGACCAAGGCAAAAUGUCCAGCGUCGCGCUCUAACCAUCUCCAGAAGCAGUGGAAGGCGUCGAUGGCCGCAGGUUGGUUCUGCUCUGUCAGCUCGGAUGCCGAUGGGGAGACAAGCAAGAUCCACGAUUGACAGCUGA